This is a messenger RNA of Nezara viridula (southern green stink bug), 951 nucleotides long. The record is from the annotation of a GenBank genome assembly. Lineage: Eukaryota; Metazoa; Arthropoda; Insecta; Hemiptera; Pentatomidae.
AUGCCUCAACAACCCGUUUCCGCCAAGUCUAUGAGCUUCUUUAGGAACAUGCCGGAGAGUGUGAUAAAGGACGACAUCGGUGAUGUUCAGCCUUUCUUAGAUAUCAAGCAUGUGCCGGACGAGGUUAUGGAAUACGCAAGGGUCCGCCUGGGGGAGACUCCAGACAAGCGGACUGAAUUGCUAGAAGAUCUCCGAGAAAUGAUAUACCAAAGAGGAGAUGUCGAACCAAUCCGAAUGGAUGACGAGUACCUGCUCCGAUUUCUAAGGGCACGAAAUUUCAAGAUGGAAGCCACCUACCGAUUGCUGCAGAACUACCAGACCUUCAGGGAAGAAAACCCUUGCUGGUGGGAUUUAUGCCCUCUCGACUUCUAUCCUAUCGCAGACGCUGACAUCGUGAGUGUCCUCCCAUACAGGGAACAGAACGGGAGGAGGAUCAUUAUUAUAAAAAUAGGUAAAUGGGACCCAAGUACCACGUCUGUGGACGACCUCUUCAAAACCGUCAUAGCUACCCUGGAAGUUGGAAUUCUGGAACCAAGAGCGCAGAUCCUCGGUGGUAUAGCUAUCUUCGACAUGGAAGGCCUCACGAUGAAACACGCUUACCACAUGACUCCGAGUGUUGUUCAUAAAGUUAUCCAGGUCACAGUGACAAGCCUUCCAUAUAAAAUAGCAGCAAUCCAUAUCGUGAAUGAGUCCUGGAUAUUUGAAAAAAUAUUCACCAUGUUUAAGCCAUUUCUUACAAAAAGAUAUUCUGACAUAUUGUUCUUCCAUGGCAGUGAUAGAAAGUCUCUGCAUCAACACAUAGAGCCUAAGUAUUUACCUGAGGUCUAUGGAGGAAUUCGGCCGCAAUAUGGAUGUGCCGAUUGGUUCAGAUCCUUAACAAGUGAUAAAAAUAUAGUUCAAGAAAUGACAUCAAUUGGAUACAAGACUUUAGAAGAGGAAGAUGAAGAAUAA